AUGGUUUGUGUUCAUCUUGCUUCAGUGUUUCAUCCUCAUCCCUUACAUAUUGGUGAGGAAUCUCAAGACCAACAAGAACCUGCAUUGGAAUUUAGCUUUGAAGAUCUUGUUCAUGAAGCUCUUAGGUAUAAGGCCCAAGCACCAGGUGCAUCUGCUGCGAGUUCAUUGAAUACACUUCUUCAGGAUUAUGCUUACCGUGCUCUGGUUCGCCCCAUCACUGGAGUUACCUACAAUGGUACUCUCCCUAUGAAUCUCACUGGUAUGAGGAUUGCAGCAGUAAGACUCAGGAGCGGGAGUUUGAGAAGGAAAGGAAUAAGCUAUAAGGAAUUUCAGAUCCCACUUGGUCUCAUUGUGCAGCCCUAUGUGGAAAGGCUGGUAUUGGUGUAUCACAAUCUGGGUAAUUGGUCAUCUUUCUACUACCCUCUUCCUGGCUAUACCUAUCUGACUCCUGUUCUUGGACUACUUGCUUACGAUGCAACAAAUUUGUCCGCCAUAAAUUUGCCAGAACUAAGCAUUGUGGUUUCAGGGUUAUUCAUCUCUAUUAAUUUCACAAGCGUAACUCCUGUUCGCAGUGGUGCCAUAGCUAGAUGUGUGUGGUUUGGUGUAAAUGGCACAUCUAAUUUUCAGGAAUUGGUAUCAAGCAAUACCUGUUCUUCAAUAUACGGCUUAGGCCACUUCUCCAUUGUGGUUGACUCUAGUGAGAUAGCUCCUUCAGAAGCACCUAGUUUACUGCCAGGGCCAGGUCCAGGGCCAGUGCCUAGCCCCAGUGGUUCUAAGAACAGCAAUUCUAAGGCAUGGAGAAUUGUUGGGGGUGUCGUUGGUGGUCUUGUGGCUCUAGUUGUCUUAACGCUGUUUGUUUACUGUAUACACCGCGCUAGAAAGAAAAAGAAGAUGGUACAGUUGGAGCAGCAUGCAGAUGCAGGAGUACCUCUGCAAACAGCAAGGAUUGGAAAUACACCGAUUCCUGUGGCUUCAGGGACUCGGACACAGCCACUCCUCGAGAAUGAGCUUGUCGCUUAA
Molecule: messenger RNA, 1020 nt
Organism: Zingiber officinale
Lineage: Eukaryota; Viridiplantae; Streptophyta; Magnoliopsida; Zingiberales; Zingiberaceae
Exons: 3
Coding region: 1-1020 (339 amino acids)
Cellular component (GO): membrane
Source: RefSeq, a predicted model, not a curated record